AUGGCCGGUGUGCAGGGUGGUGAGGGUGACGACGACGAGUUUUUCAAGAGCGUCUACGCCAAGGGCUACACAGCGCCCGCGCAGGCGCACGCGGCGGUCAAGGCGGAGAAGCGGAAGGGCGGGGACGAUGCGGAGGUCGGCAGGCAGCGCGAGGAUGCGGGGACGGACGUACCGACAGAUUUCGGCGGGAAGUACAGCAAGGCGUGGGAGGCGAAGGCGAAGGCGGCGGAGCGCAACUGGAAGAAGCGGCGCGAAGACGACCUCACAUGCAAGAUCUGCGGAGAGGCGGGGCACCCCACUCAGGGUUGCCCCACCACUCUCGGCGGGGGCGGAGGUGGAGGGUUUGGCGGGGAGGGGGGCGGGCGGGGGGGCGGCGGAAAGCGCCAUGCGCCGUCCGCGGCGCACCCGUUCGCAAUCAGCAUCGGGGUGGCGGACCGGCGCAUGCGGUCGCGGAUAAUCGGCACGGCGGGCAUGGUGGUGCAGGGCCUGGAGAAGCAGACCAACUGCCGCAUCCAGCUCGAAGACGAUCUCGCCGUCGGCGACGGCGCGUUUAUCGUUAAGAUUUCUGCGACCGAUCGCGACACGCUCGCGGCGGGGGAGAGCGUGGUGCGCGGGUAUAUUGAGCAGCUGCAAUUGGAUAGUUUGCGGAAGGGCGGCGGGAUACUGGGCGGGCCGGCGGCAGUGCAGAUGGCGCUGACGGCGCUGGCGCACGACCCCGCGCAGCAGCAGCUGCAGCAGCAGCAGCGCAUGUGGGCGGCGGCGACGGCGGAGGUGGCGGGGGAGGCGGAGAUGGUGAUUGGGGGGGAGGCGGAGGACGCGACGCUGAGGCUGAUCGCGGCGCAGCUCGAGGCGCAGCGGCAGGCGGGCGGAGCGAUGGUGGGCGUAGCGGGGAUGGCGGCGGAUGGGGGGCCGCUGGUCGCAGUGAGGCCCAUGGGGGGGAUGGGCGCGGUUGGCCCCAUGGGGCCGAUGGGGGCGAUGGGGGCGAUGGGACCGAUGGGAGCGAUGGGAGCGAUGCUGCCUGGGAGCGCCAUGGGCGCGUAUGGGGGACAGGUAGAAUCGAGUGGUAUGGGUGGUGCAGGUGAGUGCGUGCAUCCAAUUGCUUCUCUCCUUUCCCCGCCGUCCCGUUUCUGCGCUGCUCCGCUCAUCCCCCGCGCCCUCCCGUUGCCGCCCCGCCCGUACACCCAUCCCCUCCACCCGCCAGGCAUGCCGAUGCUGCAGCUGCCGCCGCAGGGCCCGCUGCCGUCGUCCGUGGAGGAGCUAGAGGCUGUGGUGGCGGCGGAGGCGAGCGCGCUGCAGCAGGCGCAGGCGCGCGAGGAGAAGGAGGAGACGGACCGCCACACUCUGCGCAUGGAGGAGAUCCGCGGGCGGUUCACAGCGCUGGCGUCAAGCCUGUCGUCGCGGCAGGCACAGCAGCGCGCCCAGGUGUACCUCAAGCUCAGCCAGCAGCACCCCCACCAGUUCCAACCUCCCCCCGCCCAGCCCCGGCCCCCACUGCAGCCGCAGCUUCAGCCCCGCCCCCAGCAGCAACAGCCCCAGAAGCCACAGCAGCAGGCGCCAUCUCAAGCCCACGGGCAGCCGCAAGGUCAGGUGCAACCCCAGGGUCAGGUGCAACCCCAGGGUCAGGUGCAGGCUCAGGCGGUGCCACAGGGUCAGGGAGUGGGUCAGGGAGGAGGGGGGUACGGCUAUGAGGGCUAUGGGCAGCAGCAGACUGGCAACCAGGGUUGGCAGCAGCACCAGCAGCAGCCUCCGCCACAGGAGCAGCUGCAGCAGCAGCAGCAGCAGCAGCAGGGCGCACAGCACAGCUACGGAGGGCAGGGUGGAGCAAACGAGUACAGCCAGAACCCAGGUUAUGGCUACUCGGCCCCUACGUCCAACUCUUCUGCUGCUGCUCCCCCUGCUGGCAGUGCAUGGAACCAGCCUGCACCCCAUGCCGAGGCUUAUGGCGGUGGGUACUCUGCUCCUGGUGCAGCACCAGCAGGGGGCGCUGCUCCUGGCUACAAUUAUCACCAGCAACAGCAACACCAGCACCAGCACCAGCAGCAGUACCCCCCCGGUGCCAACCCUUCGCCAGGUGCAGGGGCAGCUGGGCCAGGAGCGCCAGGUGCUGGGCAGUACCAGUCGUAUGAAGCAAACGGUUACCAGCAACCACCUGCCCCUGGUGCAGCCAAUGCAGGCUAUUAUUCUGGUUAUGGCAGCGGGCAGCAAGGUCCAAAUGCGGGGGCACCAGGUGCAGGACCUCCUCCAGGAGGUUAUUAUGGCGCCGUGCGCCACCGCAAGGGCGGAGAGACAGCCGUGGCGGCAUUCCCGAGGGCAGUCAGCGGACCGGAACGACCAACCAAACCCGAGGCCAGUCAGAAGCGGCGGCAAAAGUGUAGUCAGGCGUGCGCACCUGGCACCCGCCUGACCCACAUCACCCGCCUCGCCCGCCCCUCCUCCCCCAACUCCACGCAGCUCUCUCUGCUCAAUGCCUCGCUGUUCCUCUUCUUCCCUCCUCCCACGGGUCAGUGUCCCAAGUUCGUCUCAGUCUCGGAUGUGAUCAACGUGUCGUAUCUACUCAUAGCCACCGGGGUAGUGUACCUGGGGUUACUGGUAGUAGGCGGCGGGUCGGAGGCGCGGACGGAGUGGGACACGGGGAACAUCGACGCGGUGGAUCAGGACAUGUUUCGGCGAGCCAUGGAGCAGCCCACGCAGACGGAUCUCGCGGCCGUGCAGCCCAAGAUCGCGUUCCUCUUUCUCGUCAGAGGACCGCUUCCGCUCGAGCGAGUCUGGCAAAGAUUCUUCCAGGGCCACGAGGGGCGCUACUCCAUCUACAUCCACGCCUCCACCGCCGAUUACGAAUGCGACAAGCACGUCAACUCUUCCGUCUUUCGCGGCCGCCAAAUACCCAGCGUUCCUAUCACGUGGGGCGGUCCCAACCUCAUCCGCGCGGAGCGCCGGCUGCUCGCCGCGGCGCUUGCGGAUCCCGCCAACCAGCGCUUCGUUCUGCUGUCGGAGUCGUGUCUGCCGCUGUUCAACUUCACGCACGUCUUCGACUACCUCAUGGCGUCCGACAAGAGCUUCGUUACAAGCCAUGCGAGCGUGUGGCGGUACCGCAAGGAGAUGGCGCCGGUCAUCAAGGGCCAGGACUUUAAAAAGGGAUCGCAGUGGUUCGCGCUGACGCGAGCGCAUGCAGCAAAGGUGGUGGAGGACAGCAAGUUCUACGAGACCUUCGUCAAAACUAACGCUGAGAUUCCCGACGAGAGCUACAUUCAAACCAUCCUUGCUAUGCUGGACCGGAAGGCGGUGGAGCCGCGCAGUGUGCUGUACGUGCACUGGUUCACGUCCUCGUCCAGCCACCCCAUGAGCUACAGCACGAGUCAAGUCACCAGGGAAUUCAUCCUCUCCUUGCAAGUACGUCCCCACCCCUCCAUCUCUUCACCUGCCUGCCAGUCCUUGAUGAGUCCUGUCUGUGCCUUUUGGUUCUGUCUUGACCGGUUCAACUGA
Closterium sp. NIES-65 is the source of this 3483-nucleotide messenger RNA. The record is from the annotation of a GenBank genome assembly. NCBI's taxonomy places the organism in Eukaryota, Viridiplantae, Streptophyta, Zygnematophyceae, Desmidiales, Closteriaceae.